Eleginops maclovinus (Patagonian blennie) is the source of this 8361-nucleotide messenger RNA. RefSeq names its product coiled-coil serine-rich protein 2a (gene ccser2a). Gene Ontology annotation, molecular function: microtubule binding. Gene Ontology annotation, cellular component: microtubule cytoskeleton. Gene Ontology annotation, biological process: microtubule bundle formation. NCBI's taxonomy places the organism in Eukaryota, Metazoa, Chordata, Actinopteri, Perciformes, Eleginopidae. The record is from RefSeq and is a predicted model, not a curated record.
UAAACUGCUUUGGAAAGUCAGUGAGCACGGUGUGGUCGUGUGCUGUGGGUAGUUUAUGUACAAGACUUACGAGCUGUUUUCUAUGAGGAUUUUACAGCCCGGAUUAAUGUUGAUGUCCUCCCGUCUUUUUCAGUCGGUAGCGCUCGCGGUGUCAUCAGUUGAUCCGUGUUGUCAUCGUGACAGUGAAACUAACGGCUAAACGAUAGAGUAGCUUCAGGCUAUUUUAACCUUAAAGUGGAAUACUUCAUGGGAAUACAAGGAAUUCCCAUGUGUUUAUUAUCCACUCAUCUAAAUGCACGGGGCUCGAAAACAGACUUGACAUAAGAAGAAGCUUUUCAUUGAACUUGUGUACAGGCUAUGGGCUAGCCAGCACUUCACAUCAAUGAACCCUAUCUGUUUUAAACGGAAAGUGAAAGACGAACCCCCUCUGCUUUACUUUACAACAUGUUAUUCACAAGCCAAGAACAAGUGGAGUGUUUGCUGACCCUUAAUUGAAGUUGUAAACAUGAGAUUCGCAGCAUAAGAUGGAUCACUUUCUGUUAACCGCACCAGCCAUCUGGAUUUCAGCAACUUUCCAAUUCAUAGUCUUCCAGCACUAGCCAGAUGGAUGCAACACGCAGUUGUGUGUGAUUCCAUGUCCCUCCAUGCCUUUUUUGGCAUCUAAUGGAAGAAAAAUCACACAUCAGGGCCGCCAUGGUAUCCAGACUGCCUAAAUUCGGUGGACGCUCCUCGACUGGUGGCGCCAGCCCUUUGUCUAACGGUUCUACACACUCCACCACCCCCUCUCAGGAUGGAAAGACAACUCCCUCAGGAGCACGGCCAAAUGGCAUAAUCCGUGCCUCUUCAUUUUCCUUCAAAUGGAAGAGAGAUGAGGGGACGACCCCCUCGAGCCCCACCACCCCCACCAACCCUGAGGAUGGUGUUGAAGAAAAGGCUCAGACACAGCUCCCUCCUCUGUCAAAGGAGGUGAAAAAUGGCUCUCCAGCGACGCCCAAGAUGCGGAGGUCAGGUGCUUUGACGGUGGCUGUCUCCAGUCCCAAGGCCAGCCCCAAGCAUUCUUUGAAGAUGAGUCCCAAAGUAGUGACCAAGCUAGACCAAAGCCCACUGAAUGGAGGUCCUAAAACAGGCAUUAAUGGCUGCAGCACUCCUGUUCGAACAGGGUCCGAAUCCCGACUUUUGCGGCCGAGAGCAGGCUCCAGCUCUCCCAGAAGCAGCUCUCAAGACAGCCUGUCGCAGUCAAGUGACAGCCUGAAGACCAUGGCACUUGACAAUAUGGUGCGCUCGAACAGUUUCACUCACUUCAAGCAGAUUCCGUCACCCAACAACCAGCCUAUGACCCGGUCCUUCUCCUUCAACCGGGCUGUAGAGCUAGCCAAGCCUCUGGCAAACACUCAGCUCCGGCCUCCUCGCAGUAGUUUUCUCAAACCCCCUCAGCUGAGCAAUGGAAGAGUGGGUUUAGGACCUGGAGGCCUGAAUAACGGUCUUGGAGGUUCAGGGUGUCUUGGUGGAGGACUUCAGUACAGUAGACCUCCUUCAGCUGCCUGUUCUCUCCCCACUCUCUCAAUCCCUCCAGCUCCCACCACUCCCAGUGCUCUGAGAAAGCCUCUGCUCCCCAGCUGUGUGCUGAACAAGUCAUUGGGCAGCACUGGGUUGUCUUUGGGCUAUAGGCCGGCUCGAUCAGGGCAGACCAAGCAGCAAAAGCCUCUUUUUCCAUGUAAGGCCAAAGGGGAUAUCAGACCUUCAAUUGCCCCUGACUGUGCAGGACUAUUAGGGAUAGCAAUAGACAUUGAGCGGACAAUGGUGACAACAAAAGCUCACUCUCCCAGUGACAGUGAUGGAAGCUCCGGAGGAGGAAAAGGAGGAAUAAGAGGUGUGCUUAAAAGCCCUGGCCAGACAGCAGGCGAGAUUUUGGAGGACAUGUCCUUAUCUUCGGCCUCAUCUCUAGACAGAGGCGACACCAGUGAAGAGUUUCUAGAUGACUUUGACUGUGUGGGAGAUGGGUUCAGUGAUGGGGACCUGCCUGACAACAGAAGAACUGACAGCACUACUCAAACCCGCUUACACAGCUUUCUCAAUGACAGCCUUGACUGGGACACUAUGGAUCUGGCAGGACAUAAAGAAGAAAGCCCUAUGCAAGACUCGCAGGGGCCGCUGGGCUUGUCUUCAGAGCAGGGUGAUGUCCUUCAGGCUUCGUCCGUGGAGCUGUCGCCAUCCAACAGCUCUGGUGGAACCUACAUGUGGGAUGAGGAUGGUCUCGAGCCACUUGGGGGGCCGGGGACACAUCCGUGUGACAGCUACGAUGAUUCCGACCUCAACAGCAUGGAUAUCCUUAACAACCUGGACCAUCCGGCAUCAGGAGAGCUGGAUGAUGAUGACCUCAUGCUGGAUGUGGACCUCCCAGAGGAUGGCUUGCAUGACGCUGACAGGAUGUCCCACUUUGAGCGCUCAGAGAGGGCCGGUCGGCAAGGGCAGCGGCGUAGACACCAUCGCUGGAGUGGACCUGAAAACUUCUACAACGAUAGCAGGGCCCAUGUUGUUCAACACUACGAUGGUCUCAAAGCUUCGAAGAUCUCUUCACGCUCUGUCCCCUUGGAAGGCAGGCAGCAUGGCUACAUGGCGAUGCUGGAUGAACUCACACUCGAACACGUGACUCAGGACUGCAGCUCGCUCAAGAACCAGCUUCUCAGGCUCAAAACGUUACUACAGCUUGAGGAUACUGACUCUCCAGCAGAUGUUCCUGAAGAGAUUGAAGACAAUACCACUGCAUCACAGUUGGAGGAGCUGAUAAAGGAAGUGCAGGUGCUCAGAGAGGAGCUGAGGAGUCGAGACAAGACCAUUGCUCAGCUCACAUUGCAGUGCCAACAGUUACAACAUCAGCGGGAACACAUGCCUGCACAAGGGCGGCCGGUCAGGUGUCAGUGUCACCACCAGAGGGCACCCUCUUCACUACGACAGGGAGACAGACAGGUGGACAGGCGGAUGCAGCAUCACUACGACAAAGCCACGCAGACGUACUGGAGACCACCGAGCCAUGCUCCUCAAAUACUUCAGCCUUUCAACCCCUGCCUCAACGAGCACCUCCACCAGGGAAGACAAGUAAAAACUCUCCCCACCGAGGGCCACAGUGACUUCACAAGAAGUAGAUCAGAGGAAGAAGGAAUGCAUAGAGAUGUUUGUCGUCCCCUUGAUGACCUUAUGGCAGAUGAGUCUGGGCAAGCAGACCCCAACGGGCUGACUCGUCUCCUCAGCACCCACCUACGCCACCCAUGUCCUGCAGCUCCACAGGGAGUCGCUGCCAGCGACAGUGCAGCAUCAGAAGCUCAGUCUGCAGCACAGCGUGGAGGGGGAGCACCCGCUGCGAUACAGCAGAGCUCCGUGUCUCCUAAAUCUGCUGGUUCCUCUAGCCCUCGCAUGCUGCAGCCCCCUCGCCUUCACAAGCGCGUGUCUCUUCCCGCACUCAAGCCAGGGGGCACUGGUGGCUUCGCCUCUCUAAAGCCGGGCUCCUUAGGACCCCUGGCUAACCGGACCAAGCAGCUGCCCCCUCCGUCUAGAGCUCCCUGCUUUAACGCUGGACCCCAGGUUCAGUCUCCAAGUCUAUGUCGCACUUCACUGCUUCAGCCUCGCAGAGCAUCGGAGCCUCUCGGGGAUCCGCGGGGCUCAAACGCCAGCCUGGAGGAGCCCGAUCAGGGGACGUUCAGAGACCCUGGGUCAGCCAGGAUCCUGAUCCCUUUGAGUCGCUCAUGCCUCCCCAAGCCAAAGAUUCCCUGAGGAGCCUAAUUCCACCCGUCAGAACUUAAAACAGGAUUCACUCUGACAUUGCUGUUCCCACUCCACGUCUCCAAAUAUAUCCUUAAAACAAAUACUCAAACAAAAACCCUCACUCUGCACUUCUAAGGAUGGAACAAACCAAAAUACAGGGGUGGCAACAAUCCACUAACUUAGUGUGUCUAACAGGUUUUAACUACUUGAUGAAAUGUAGAGGGUACCCCAAACUUACCUAACGCCUCCACCUCCCACCACACACACAUUCAAAGUAAACUGAAACACGAUUCUCUCUAGAAUCAGACACUAACAAAAGGAUAAUGCAGGCUAUAGUGUCAGCAGCAGGCCGAGGCCAGGGAGACAGAAAGCUUCCUGGUUGCUUCCUUUAUGAUCAGCCCUGCCUGCUGAUUGGCCAGCUGAGGGUGAGGGGAUCCAAUCAGCCAUCAGUCUCAGGUGCACCAGCAGGUACCGAUCAGCUGCUGAUUAGCUGCAUUGAAGAGAGGGAGAAGAGAAAAGAGUAGGAAGGAAAACACACCACACGUACAACAUGCCUGGCAUGUAAACACCCCCUUCAGCCAUUAUAACAGUGUGACUGUUUUACCUUUUGGAUGUCACAGGAACAUACACUGCGCUCAUUAAGCCACCAUUCAAGGACUGCCUGUUUCACUGACAUUGGUUUUCUGUCUGCUGUAUUGUUUCUAAAUGUGCAGCUCCAACAUCAAUAACUGAUUUGAAUAAAGUAUGAGCAGGAUCUUAACUUCCAUAGUGGUAUGUGACAGUUUUCAGAUUCAGGCGGACUUAAGAAAGAAGAAACGUCCAUUUAAAAAGCCUUGCGCAUAUUCAUGAAUGAAUAAUAGUGACCAUUCAGAGCCGGACAGCUGUAGUUUUGUACCCGCGGCUGUUAUCAAGUUUAAAAGUCUAAGUUCACAGCUGUGCCCUCUGACACACAGGUGCGUUUGGUUUCAAACAUGGAGGUGGCAUAAAUGUGACCUUUUCAGUGUAAUAGCAGACCCAGGGGUAGAUGGAGGCAAAAACAUAAAGUGGUAAAAAAAAAGGAUAACAUAAAAGCAGUGGCAUGGGGGCUGCAUUGAAAAACAGCUGUCACUCCCAGAAAGAAAAUAUGUGUUUGUGUAUAUCUGCAGCGUAUGUAUGGAAGUGAGAAAUGACAGACGUAGAGAUGAAGUGCAUACGUGUUUCUAUUACAGUUGCAUCCAGAGUUAACCUCUGAACUCACACCCCCUGUGUUCAAUGAAUGCAUCUCAGACAGAAUACAGGCUUAUAAAAACAAUACCAUAGCUGGUGGAGAUAAUGGUUUCAUCCUUUAGUCGAGAGAGCGGCGUAAAAAAGCACUCGCACUUAAGUGUGCUCAGGUACGAUUUAGUCUUUACUCGUAUCCAUUAGCAAACACAUACAGUACUGAAAAGUGUGAAGCAGUUAAUGUAGGGCUACUUUGGAGAUAGAAAACAGUGAAGAGUAACAGGAAAUAUUGCGUUUGACCUGAGUGAGGAGAAAAGCUUGGAACAAAUCUAAUUUACUAUAUAUGGGUCUUUGAAUCUGUGUCCUAAUAAAAAGAAAAAACACCAAACAUUUCCAGUUCUGAGGAAAACCCACGUUUCUAAAAAAUGGCAUAAUUAAAUGAAAUCAAAAUGAAAUUUAAACAUAAAGACUUAGAAGUCAAUUCAGGCCUCCCCUUAAUGACCAACAAAUAUCAGCUUACAGGAACUCAUUGGACGUGUGAAGCUGCUGCCUGGUGUUUAUACUGUGUGUGUGUGAGUGUGUGUGUCUGUCUUCCCCCCCCCCUCUUCUCCCUCCUCCUCUCGCUCUCUUGCACAUCUCUUUGGGAACAUCAAAGGUAUUAGUGUGUUAUUUUCAGGUAGGGAGCCUUUGGGGCUUUAGUGGUUUUUCUGUAGGAGCUCUGGAGAAUUGUGUUUAUCUCUCCUUUGCGGAGCCCUUUUUGCAGUCAAACGCUCUCGAAAAUGUCCCCGAACGGAGAGCAGCAGUGUGUUAAAAAGGCCUUCUGACAGCAACUCAGUUCUCUUCUCUGUCACGCCGCGUGACCGCUUGGUGUACGCCUCUGGCACUGUCCGGUCUACUGCGCCCAAUAAUGCACCCUACAUAGACAGAGUGAGACAGAAAGAGAGAGAGAGUGACACACAGACAUAUCACACGCAUACACAUCUGGACACACGAUACAUUGACGCACACGCACAAGAACUCUGAUAAAACUCAAAGCGACACAAAACUCAGAGGAAACGCACACACACACACACACACACACACACACACACACACACACACACACACACACACACACACACACACACACACACUUCCCUGUAGCCAAACAAAUGGGCCUAUCGUUUUCUAAAAAUGAGCCGUCCAUGUACACAUUUAUCCAUCUGUCCACGGCAGCCAAGAAAAAGGUGGCAGUCCCAGGAAUACGCUGGAAAUGUGGAUCCCUGUGGCUGAUAAAGCGUGUUUACCUGUUGUUCAACACUGUGCCAAACCAGCCAAGCAGUCAACUCCGCAAUGUGAAGCCAAGAAAGAACCUUUUGUUUGAAUGAAAACAGAGACAGAACUUAUAAAGAGAGGAUGAGAAAGAUGCACAGGGAGAGACAAGAACACGGAGUGUGAAGAGAGAGCAAAGAAUAAUAGAUGAUGAGAUGAAAUAGUGAAUGUGCUAUGAUGAGGAUAAGCUGGCAGACGGGUCUGCUUGUGAAUGUUUAUAAAACGUAGUGAAGGUUUGCGAGAGACAGGAGAGCGAUACAGAAUACUUAACAUGUUUGUUUGUGGGCUCUGUGGUCCGGAGAAUGGUCCACUAACUGCUUAGUUAUGCCAAACAGGAAAUCAAUGUUGCCCGCUAUAUGUUUGUGCGUCUGUUUGUGUGUGUGUGUGUCUCCAGACACCUCUGGCUGCCACUGUUUCUCUGGUGUUAGUGAGUGUGUGAGAGAAAGAUGUGUCUGCCUACAGGCCAAAGGCAAACCCAUGCCAGGGAAGCGGGGCACUGUCAUCCUUCUCUCCCUGUGCUGUAUUCCCUAUCUCCCAAUCAAUGUCUCUGCUCUGUUUAGCAUUCAAGACAAUCAGUCUUGCUAGCUUUGCUAUAACAAAACCACAACUGGGCUCUCUGUAGCAACUCGGAUCGAUUCUAAUGCAGGAUCUUGAUUCACUUGAUUUUGUGACUCACACAUUUUAAAGCUGCAUUGCACAACAGGAAAAAGCACACAGGCAUAUUUACUAUAAUCUGUAUUUGUGUUUCGACAACAGAUUUAAUGACUUGUUGUUUGUAUAAGGAGUCUCUAGGAUUUUAACCUCUGUCAAUGUACAUCAAGGUCAUUUCCAGAUGCAGCAGGCAGCUGUACCCUACCUGCCCAAAACCAAACUGCAGAGAGACCAUAGACUGUAUAUGAGAGACAGAUUAAGUUACAAUCGAGCUGCAGCUAGCAAAAAUGAGCAAAGAGGAGAGGAAACAACACACUUGCACACAAACAUGACUCCAAAUGAGUGAAUGAGUAACUGCUGCAAGCUAUUGUUUGCUUGCACAUUGACCGUAUAAACUUUAUAAUGUGUCAAUGUGUUGUUCAGGGUUUACAGCUGGUGUCUGCUGCUUUCAAGUUGCCAAAAAUAAUUAGUUAAUGCAUGUAUAAAACCAUAAUGAGGAGCAGUUGUGUUGUGGCCACUUCUACCUGCUCCUGUUGAUGGUUUUAAAGUAGAGUGCGUAAAGUUGCAAAAAUGCCGUUGCUUAUUUUUUGAGUAACCCUUAUAUUUGACUAGCAGCCACAGACACGGUACAUCCACUGAUUAGGCUUCAAUAGCUAUUUAUAUUUUCUUACCAUAACAUGCAAGGUCGUUGUGUUAAUCACAUUCACUACAUAAUCCUAUAAUACCACUACAGCUGUUAGGCACUGUCUCCUGUAUACUCUGCAAUAAUGUUUUCAUGCUGAAACGUGGGGGAGUGUUACACUGUUUUUUGCAACCUUUUAUGCAAAUGAAUAAAAAGCAAAUCAAGCUUUUUGAAAAGUCUAAUCUUAAGCACUUUAAAUGACAUGAGUUGUUAAUGCUGAAUGAACAUUGAACUGGAUUUAAAGACACUUGGUUUUGAAAUAUAUUUUGAUUUCUAAUAUUAUUUUUCUUCUUUCCCAGUGUGUGUCUGUUUGGUACUCUAUUUUCAUAGCCAUGUGAGACUGCAAUAAAGGUUGAACCAAAAAUCUAACAAGGGUGUUUCAGUUAACCUUCUGUAAGUGGUCAAAGGUCACUGUUUACCACGCUUUUUUAUUUCCAUCAACAUUGCUUGCAUGUUAGACUAAUAACCUCCAGCUGGUUUACCAUAAACUGCUUAACUGUAGGUCACAGCUAAAUGUCAAACAUCAGAGCAGAAUAUGGUGCCGUGCUAUGAAAGCGAGGCCACAGGUGAAAUCCCCGUGGUUGGAGGUUCUUCUUUGACAGUUAAUGUUGUGUAUUGAUCCGGAUCGCCAAACGCUUGCAAACAUAAAGCUGCUGACCUCAGUUCAAGAACAUAGAGAAACUUCAUUCUUACCUUUUUCCUUUGCUUUCACUGUCUAGGUUUUAUUUCUGAAAAUAAAGUAUGAUUGUGAAACUACA